AUGACUACUAAUAUUUCAGAGUGCUUGAAUAAUAUUUUGAAAGAGCCUAGGGAGUUCCCUGUUGCAUCAUUACUUGAUUAUAUUAGAGAAACACUUCAAAAUUGGUUUUAUGAAAAAGGUCAAUCAACAUUAUCCAUGAGGACUGUUUUGACUAGUUGGGUAGAGUCUGAGUUGCGAGAGCAACACAGUCAGUCAAGAAGCUUGGAAAUAUUUAAUCAGGUUGAUCCUAUUAACAAUGAAGAAUACAAAGUAGUUGAUGGAGAUAAUCACUUUUUGGAAAAUUUGGCCUAUAAAUCGUGCAGUUGUCGUGUUUGGGAUUUGGUAGAGAUUCCAUGUGCUCAUGCUUGUGCUAUUAUUCGUGGGCUAAAUUUAGAUAUAUAUGCUUUUGUGUCGGAUUACUAUUUUUCCAGUACAUUGUUAUCAACUUAUAAAGGAUCAGUUUAUCCUAUUGAAAAUCAUUCUGAUUGGAGAUCUAUUGAUGUUGAAAAUCCAUCAACGAUAGAUUCUAUCACUGAUAGCAUGCCUAUUACUGAUACCAUACUAUCAGUGAUAGAAGCUGUGCAGCUUGUGUUUAAAGUUUGA
This is a messenger RNA of Benincasa hispida (wax gourd), 582 nucleotides long. RefSeq lists its product as uncharacterized. Gene Ontology annotation, molecular function: zinc ion binding. The record is from RefSeq and is a predicted model, not a curated record. Lineage: Eukaryota; Viridiplantae; Streptophyta; Magnoliopsida; Cucurbitales; Cucurbitaceae.